AUGGAUGGACCAGUUAGAAGAUUUCAGAGGAUGUACAUGUGCUUCAAAGCACAAAAAGAUGGUUGGAAUGCUAGAUGUAGACUCCUGAUUUGUUUAGAUGGCUGCCAUAUAAAAGGCCAUCAUCCUGGACAGCUUUUAAUUGCAGUUGGCAUUGAUGGGAUGUACCCUAUUGCCUAUGCAUUUGUGAAAAUAGAGGACCAAGCUACUUGGAUCUGGUUCCUUGAGUACUUGAAGGGUGAUUUGGAUUCUAACAUAGAUGUUUAUAUGAAACAGCUUUGCAUCCUUAUGCUGAACAAAGGAAUUGUGUUAGGCAUUUGUACAACAGGAGAGGGACUGAAACAGUUAAUGUGGAAUGCAGUAAGAAGUAGUACUGAAACUUGGUAUAAGAAGCACAUGGAUGACUUGAAGAUGUUGAGUCCUAAUGCAUUUAACUGGUUUCAUGACAAACCUCCAAGGCAUUGGAGUAAAUCUUUCUUUGUUGAUGACUCAAAGUGUGAUAUUCUUCUCAACAACCUGUGUGAGUCCUUCAACCAUGCAAUCUUACCUUGUAGGGAUAAGCUUGUUCUUACCAUGUUUGAGAAGUUGAGGAUGGAUAUGAUGGUGAAGAAUGCAAACCGAAGGGUUUCUUGUGAGCCGUGGAAGAGAGUUGUUGGUCCUAGGAUAAAGAAGAUAAUAGUUAAGAUUGCACAGAGAGUAACACAGUACAAAGCACAUAGGAUCAUUGAGUACAGCUACCAAGUUACUAGAACAUGGGAAAAUGGCAGCAAGCAUGAAAUGGACUUGGGUCUUCAUACAUGUACUUGCAGAAGGUGGAAGCUUAGUGGCAUACCUUGUGUACAUGCCCUCUGCGUAAUAAGAUUCAAGAAACAUGAUCCUGAUUUGUACUGUGAUGACUACAUCAUGGCUUCUACCUAUUUGCAGACAUAUACAUCUGCCAUAAGCCCUAUUGUAGGGCAGGAUGAUUAG
Argentina anserina (silverweed cinquefoil) is the source of this 966-nucleotide messenger RNA. RefSeq lists its product as uncharacterized. The record is from RefSeq and is a predicted model, not a curated record. Gene Ontology annotation, molecular function: zinc ion binding. NCBI's taxonomy places the organism in Eukaryota, Viridiplantae, Streptophyta, Magnoliopsida, Rosales, Rosaceae. Bases 1 to 966 code for a protein of 321 amino acids. The transcript has 2 exons.